Candida dubliniensis CD36 is the source of this 3495-nucleotide messenger RNA. It is a transcript of the gene SGS1, whose product is annotated as ATP-dependent DNA helicase. Gene Ontology annotation, cellular component: cytoplasm; nucleus; chromosome. Lineage: Eukaryota; Fungi; Ascomycota; Pichiomycetes; Serinales; Debaryomycetaceae. Gene Ontology annotation, biological process: DNA replication; double-strand break repair via homologous recombination. Bases 1 to 3495 code for a protein of 1164 amino acids. The transcript has a single exon. Gene Ontology annotation, molecular function: ATP binding; 3'-5' DNA helicase activity; four-way junction helicase activity. The record is from RefSeq and is a predicted model, not a curated record.
AUGAUAACUAAUUUGACAGAGCAGGUGGAUUGGGUGAGGCGAACAAACCCUCAUAUAACGCCGCCAGCAGUAAUAAACUUAAUAAGAAAACAUUUUCCCAAAGAUAGUGUGGUGCUAACCCCUAGAGUCAUUGAUCCUCCUUCUUCAAAUAAAGAAAAUAUCCCACUACCUUCAAAAUCUCAACGUAAAGUCCAAUCACGACUACCGUUAAAGACCAUAUCUCCCAAUGAGUUUAAGUCGCAAAGCGCACCUACCCCAAAAGCACCACCCUUGGUAACCAGUGAUAUCAUUGAUUUGACACUAAGCCCGCCAAAAAGAACACAACCAUCUUCACCAAUCGAGCCCUUACCAAAAAGACAAAAAGUCGACGAAUCAGUGUUUGGCAAACUCUUGGAGUUACACGAAUCGAAAAUCAAGAUACUCGAAAAAAAGUUUACCACCAGCGAAUCAACCCUGAUUUCGCUUGACGAAAAGAAAGAGCAAUACAAGGAGCUAGAUCACCAAAUUGGGUUAUUGGAUAACGAAAUCAGCGUGCUAAAGCUGCGUCUACAAGAUACCACUGACUCCCCCUCUCCUCUGGAUUCACCUGAGUUUAGGGUUCCUACGACGCGUCCAGUACGAUUAGCAGCAGCCAGAGCUAUUGUCGAGAGUACAGACAAUGUUAUUGACGAGGAAGACACCGAAGACCAUUUCGGUGAACACACCAUGGACGGUUUGCUUACACCAACACAAGAGCGGAUGUCACAGGACGACCUCAAUGAAAUGGCAAGCUUUAUAGACGACAGAACGUUCGACAUACCUAGCCAGCUGUCAGAUGGCGAGUUUAUUGAUGUUGAUUCCGAAACCGAAAUUAACGAUAUCCGUCUAUCUCCAGAAACCGCCGCCAAAUAUGGCGUCAAAUACAACUCGCAAAUCAUAGGCAAAACAGCACCAGACGUGUCUGCUUCAUCUGUAAGCGAUCAAAUUGAAGAAACCAGUAUCCAAAACCCGCAAAGUGGUCCAAAUUCACCUAUUGUUAUCGACGACGACGACGACGAUGAUGACGACCGUUUGGAUUUCACAACUCAGCUCAACAACGAAAGAGAGAUUGACUUUAUUGAAUUGGAUUCGGACGACGAAUGGUCCUUGGAUGAACCACAACCUCCACCACCACCACCACCAGCAACAAACCCAGUAUUAAUGAUUGACUCUGACGACGCAUUUUCCGAUGAUGAUAAAGACUUGGUAGAGUACCUAAUUGAAAAACGUGUCCCCACAAGCUCUGAGCCAUUUAUCGACGAAGUAUACAGUAUCCUUAACGAUGUGUUUAAACUCCAGUCAUUUCGACCCAACCAACUUGAAGCAGUGGUGGCCACACUACUGAGUAAGGACGUGUUUGUGUUGAUGCCUACAGGAGGAGGUAAAUCGUUGUGCUAUCAGUUGCCGGCAUUGGUGAAAAGUGGUGCAACCAAGGGAACAACCGUGGUCAUUUCUCCCUUGAUUUCGUUGAUGCAAGAUCAGGUCCAGCACUUGUUGGCCAAAAACAUCAAGGCGGGAAUGUUUAGCUCGAAAGGUGGCAACGACGACAAUAAACAUACCAUCCAUUUGUUCCGUGAAGGGUUUUUAGACAUUGUGUAUUUGUCACCAGAAAAGGCCAACAAGUCGAGUCUUAUACAAAAGAUCAUGACCCAGCUAUACAAUAACAACCAGCUUGCGCGAGUAGUUAUAGACGAAGCCCAUUGUUUGAGUUCAUGGGGCCACGAUUUCCGACCUGACUACCAAGGGUUGGGUUUUUUCAAAGACAAGUUCCCCAAGGUCCCCAUAAUGGCAUUGACGGCAACGGCCAAUGAAAAAGUCCGGAUGGAUAUACUUCACAAUUUGAAAAUGGACAACCCAGUUUUACUAAAGCAAAGUUUUAAUAGAACAAACUUGUUUUACGAAAUCAAAUGGAAAUCUGGAAAUUACUUGCUUGAAAUUAAAGACUAUAUCUUGAGUCGUUUUAAGGGUAAAACUGGUAUUAUCUAUUGUCACUCAAAACAAUCGUGCGAACAAACUAGCAUGAAACUAAACGAGUACGGAUUGAAAACAUCAUUUUACCAUGCCGGUAUGAGUGCCGACAGCCGGUUCAACAUACAAAAGAGAUGGCAAGAGAGUAAGAUACAAGUGAUCUGUGCUACUAUAGCUUUUGGUAUGGGUAUUGAUAAACCCGAUGUGAGGUUUGUUAUCCAUUUGUUUUUACCAAGAACUUUAGAAGGGUACUACCAAGAAACUGGACGUGCUGGCCGUGAUGGCAACUAUUCUGAAUGUGUAAUGUACUACUCAUACAAGGACGCGCGGUCUUUACAAAGCCUCAUCCAACGAGACGAGGAAUUGAGUGAACUUGGAAAGGAAAACCACUUGGCUAAACUAAGACAAGUGGUCCAGUACUGUGAAAACACUACCGAUUGUCGACGGAAGCAAGUUUUGCAAUAUUUCAACGAAACUUUUGAUCCAGUGAAUUGCAAAAAGCAAUGUGACAAUUGUCGAAACUACAACCAUGUGACUGUGGUUGAGAAGGAUUGUACGCAAUAUGCCAAGGAUAUAAUCAAAUUGGUGAAAUCAAUCCAGGAUGACCAGGUGACGGUUUUGCACUGUCAAGAUGUUUUCCGAGGCUUAAACCAUAAGAAAAUCACUGAAGCUGGCCACAAUGAAAACGAGUACCACGGCAAGGGACAAUCUUUGGAUAAGAACGAUGUCGAGAGAAUUUUCUUCUAUUUGUUGAGUGAACAAUGUAUUGUCGAGUACCAUGUUAUGCACGCUGGUUUUGCCUCCAACUACGUCAAGGUCGGUAAGAAUGCUGAUGUGGUGUUGAAUGGCCAAAAGAAGAUUGUAAUACUGUUUUCAAGCCGGCCUGUAAGUGCCAGCAACAGUCUUGGCAGGACACCAGCAAACACUAGCAGGCCAGCUGAAUAUCAGGAAUCGUUUAUUACGGCAAGACAAAUGACGACUGCAGAUGUCCCUGAUUCAUCAUUUACUCAACGGUGUUUACAAGAAUUGCGUGAGGCCAGAGAAGGGGCGCUGACUGAAUGUGCAAUUUCAAGCCUGCAGAUUGUUGGCGAAGUUACUCUCCGAGACAUGCUGGCGAAAUUGCCCACCAACAAAAAGGAUUUUGCUAAGUUGGAAGGUAUCAAAAAGGGCCAGUUGGAGUAUUUUACGUAUUUCAAAAAGAUCUUGACAUCUUUAUCGCGGGAGAAAAAGAAAAUGAGCAACACAUCAUCAACAAGCACGGUUGCUAGUGAUAUUUCGUCUGUAUCGACAUCUACGGUUUCCCCCUAUUUCCAGCCAUCACAGCAAGACCAAGAGAUAUUGGCUACGUUGCGUGCUGCAUCACAACCAAAGCCAGGAAACACUUUUCCUCAACCAAGCAAUUCUAAAAAAAAGGGGUAUAAGAAUUUCAAAAAGGGCCGCCCAAAAAACUUUAAAAAAGCCGCCCCCAAGUCUUUGGCUAGCUCUCAUAGAAAUGCAAUGCCUAUGUAA